AUGGAAGCAGAUUGUGUAAUACGCUUCAAGUUUAUCACACGCCAACUCCUAAGCACCCCUCCAGACAAAGAGCCUGUCCCUGUCUUAUACCUGAUGCUAACUUCAUCUCCUAUUAUAAUUCGUGAGAGGGUACCAGGAGAAGCAGUUAGGGAUGGUAGAGUGUGGAACACCGCGCCCGGUGGUUUGGUCUCGCUUCCAAAGUAUACUGGGUCGUUUCCUUGGGCAGGUUCAGAUCCUGGAAGAAAUUUCACUGCUCUCAUCUAUUGCCAACUUGGUGGAAAUUUAACUCCAACCUCUUCCCUUUAUAAGCUUGUUCGAGCUGUUGCUAAGAGCAAGUUUGCCGCUGCUGUAAAUAGUUGUUCUCUGGACGAGCGAAAAAGCUCCCCGAGCCGUAACCGUUGGCCGCCAGGUGGUCCACCCCUUUACAUACUCCACCAACCAGGUGCCUCUCAAAGGUUCUCUCCUCAGCCUCUGGUGAAGACCGAAGCCUUGCUAAGCCUAGACGAGGAUACUACCCUAACUACUGAUGAAGUAGACUUUGCUUUCUCCGUCUGGCAACACUUUCCUGACCGAAUAGGAACAUGGGGUUAUACAUCCAAAUGGACAAAUGACUAUUCAAUAGUGCUCACAGGAGCUGCAUUUUACCACCGAUACUUUAACUACCUCUACACAGAGUGGUUGAGCCCACUCCUCCUGAAGACUGUAGAACAGUCCCACAACUGCGAAGAUAUACUCAUGAACUUCCUCGUCAGCCAUGUCACACGUCGACCUCCAAUCAAGGUGACUCAGCGGAAACAAUACAAGGAGCAGCCACCACCCACUGGAGCCCCAAGGUCACCGUGGAAUGACCCAGAUCAUUUCAUACAAAGACAGACAUGUUUAAACACAUUCGCCGCAGUCUUUGGUUAUAUGCCACUCCUCAGAAGUAACACAAGACUGGACCCAGUCCUUUUCAAGGAUCCUGUUUCGAAUCUGAGAAAGAAAUACAGACAGAUAGAAAGAGUAGGGAGCUAG
Messenger RNA from Nezara viridula (southern green stink bug), 1014 nucleotides. Lineage: Eukaryota; Metazoa; Arthropoda; Insecta; Hemiptera; Pentatomidae. The record is from the annotation of a GenBank genome assembly.